Botrytis byssoidea is the source of this 2196-nucleotide messenger RNA. RefSeq lists its product as uncharacterized. Lineage: Eukaryota; Fungi; Ascomycota; Leotiomycetes; Helotiales; Sclerotiniaceae. The transcript is spliced from 7 exons. The record is from RefSeq and is a predicted model, not a curated record. Bases 1 to 2196 code for a protein of 731 amino acids.
AUGUCCUCUCCUCUUGAAAAUUCUCCAAUGCCUCUCAAGUCUCCCCGAGAUAACUUGGGAUCUUCAAACAUGGAAUCGGCUUACAGAACACAGCAAGAUUUGAUGGCCAAAAAAGCAAGAGAAAAUGGAAUUCCAACGUCUGAAAUUACAGAACAAUUUCAGACAACACUAAGCCAAAUUUAUCUGCAAAAUCCGCAGUGUACUGAGGCUUGGGCAUUAGGAAAAGCAGAAUAUCACAUUUGGACUCAGUUCUUUCCAAACGACCCAUGGCCAGGUACCCUCCCCAAGACAACAAAUUUAUCCUUCAGUAAUGAGACAAUGAGCUCUGAGUCCGGCGAGAUUCUGAGUUCGCCGGAGAAGAGCUCGUUGAGUUUCCCAAGCAGACCGAAGCCUAGCUUGUCAAUCAAGAUCGAAGAUUUGCUUCUUAAUGCAGCUGGCAAUUCAAAUGUUCUGGCGUUAUACCGAGAGGCAUUGGUAAACAUGAAGGAGAGAUAUCCACGCGAAAGCUUGGAGUGGCAACAGUGGAUGGCAGGAAGUAAAGUUUGGGUGUCUAAUUUUCGUCAAAAGGGUACCUUUCCCUGCAAUGAGCCACCUAGGUCGUACAUUCUCCGAUCUUCAGAUACCAAUCGCCUCGAAACUGUACGUUCUCGCCGUAGUGGCGAGGAUAAGUCCAGAAGCGGACGAUUUGGUAGUAAAUGGCAAGCUGAAGAGGCGACUAGUCGGCGUAGAUCUAGGUCGCCUCCGAUUGAAAAUGUGGGAAGAGACAGAUAUCGACAAAAUAGGUCCGAAGGAACCACAAGACAAGGUAGGACAGUCAAAUCUGAAGAGUCGCCACGAGAUUUAAAAGCAAUGAGUGUCGGAGAAACAAAAAAAGACAAUGGGAAUGUAACGAAGGCCAGAGUGGAUGAUCUAUUGACUUACGGACCAAAAGAGAAUGAAAUGCAAAAGAAAGCAUACAGUAUGGGUGGUGUUGAGUUUCGACAUGUUUUCUUUCGUGCUCUACAAACUAGUAGAGAUUUUGUAAGAGCGCGUCAUCCUAACUGCGACCGUUCUCAAAGACAUUGGCUUGCCGAUCGAAUGGCAUGGGAGACUGUUUUCAAGAAUGAACCAUUCCCCUGGUUGAACGACAAACCACCAGGAGUUCCUUCAUCAGCCAAUUUACCACCAAUUCACAAAAUAUCGAGGGAGAUUAUUGGCAAUUACUCCAUGGCUUCUCCACCGGCUCAAAUAGUUUCCAGUGGUGCCAGUACCGGUCAUCGUUCGGUAUAUAGUAUGACAGGUAGCAAAUCGACACAAUCGAGGCCUUCCUCUGCUUAUAACGCAAACGCAUCUGUCGGAACAGCUGUAUCUGGCGGUACCACUCUUUUUGGAUCAAGUCCUGAGAUGCCGAGAAAGCUCUCAACGGCACUACUAAACAAAGGAGUGAUGAACACUAUUGGUGAGGAGUCCUCGGAAAAUAAUGGAACAAAUCUUGCCGAGGGCAAGAGAGAAGUGACUAUCAGAAAGAACACACUUUUCCGUGCUCUUCUAGGAGACUGGGAUGAUUCGUUCAAAUCCGUCCAGAGAGGUCUUGGAGUUACAAUAGAAUAUCAUGAAGAUGCAUCUGGACACUUCAAGCUCACUAUCGAAUCAUAUCAGCCUGGAGAUGAUGUAGCGCUCGAAAGAGCGUACAAGUUUCUUGAGAUCUGGAAGAGAUUGAUAUACUCUGAUCAGUUAAUCAAACUUGAACAUUUCUGGGCCCAGUAUAAAAAUCAUGACAAGACAACUGCAGUCAACCGCAAGCCUAUGAUACAUGUUAAUGGCAAGAUGAUCCUUUGUCAAGGAAAAUUCGGUGAUCUCUGUGAUUUCUUCUCACAGGAGAUUCAGAGAUAUCAAUCCAAAAUGGCUGUAUAUGCUGAUACUGAAAAUGCACUUGCCUGCAGUACCCUAUUUGAGGUCAGGCCAUACGACAUUUACCUCAGCAGUUACCCACUUCCGAUACUGCUUGAUGUUGAUACCAAGGCGAGAAAAAAGAUGCUUGAUGACCACGAUGCCUUCCUGGAAGAGUGGGUACGAAGCUCUUUCCAGAAUCGGAUAAGCUUAUCGGACAUGAGCCACGAAUAUGCAAGGAGGAGCGACCAAAAGCGUAUGGAACUAGAUAUGGAUUUGGAUGAGCUUCUUAAAGAAGGAGCAAAGGCGGCAAAUCAGAUGUCAUGA